CGUCACUGUUUCAGCCAUGAUGGUUUAACAAAAUUGCCAAGCCUCGUGCAGACGAAAAAAAAUUACGGCUUUAGUAAAAGGAAUCUCUGUUUAGAGUCGCUGCCGAUGUUUGGCGUAAUAUAUACAUGAACGAAGAAGAGGUGGACGAAAGAACCAGUCUAAUGUCGGGCGAAGUAGUCACUCAGGCUUUUGAAAAUAACAGAAACAUUGGUGAUCGUCGGACUCCAAGAAAUGGAGAAAAUAACGAAAUAACAGAUGUGUUUGAAGAUAGUAAUGAAAGGUCAUCAAGGGCACGUCAGAGAAAUCAGGGGAGAGAACCAAGGGUACGAGAUGUAUCACCCCAUGACAGUGAAAUGGAUGAAGAGGAGAUGCUCAAAUAUGGAGCCAAGAGUGUUAUGAUGUUAAUAGUUCCUGUGUCAACCUGUAUGUUGGUCGUUGUAGCAACUAUAGCAUCAGUCACAUACUAUACACGGAAAGAAGGCACAUACCUUGUGUACACACCAUUUCACGAGGAUGGAGACAUUAGCCAGGCAAGGAAGGCUGGAGAGGCAAUAGCAAAUGCCUUCAUAGUGAUUGGUGUUGUUCUGGUUCUCACCAUUGUCCUUGUGCUGCUGUAUAAGUUCAGAUGCUAUUGUGUUAUAUCAGGAUGGCUGGUGCUAUCAUCUUUAAUGUUGUUAUUCUUCUUUGGCUACAUUUAUUUCCAAGAGGUGCUGAAGGUGUACAAUGUAGCAAUGGACUACUUCACAUUGUCACUGAUACUCUGGAAUUUUGGGGUCGUUGGGAUGAUUUGCAUACAUUGGAAAGGACCCCUUAGACUACAACAAGCAUAUCUUAUCUUAGUUAGUGCUUUGAUGGCUCUGGUGUUUAUCAAAUUUUUGCCAGACUGGACUACUUGGGCAAUAUUAGCAGCUAUUUCACUUUAUGAUUUGUGUGCUGUUCUAUGUCCCAAAGGGCCUUUGAAGAUUUUGGUGCAAACUGCACAAGAAAGAGAUGAGCCUCUCUUCCCAUCACUAAUUUACUCCUCUACCAUGAUGUGGUCAAUUGGUAUGGCUGAUAGAGACAACAGUGGAGGUGCAAGAGUGACAUCAGUCACGCGGGUUAAUUCAGAAGACGAAGAAGAAUCACUAGAGUCAACUGAAGGGGAAGGACCCACAAAUGAGGCUGCAGAAAAUGCCAUAAGGGCCCUAGGUUCACAAGAGGAACAACAAGAACUAGCAAAUGAUGGUCAAGAUGAUGAAGAAGAAGAAAAGGGUGUAAAACUAGGCCUUGGAGAUUUCAUAUUCUACAGUGUUCUGGUUGGCAAAGCAUCCUCCUAUAAGGAUUGGAACACAACAAUUGCUUGCUUUGUAGCUAUACUUAUAGGCCUGUGCCUAACACUCCUUCUUCUAGCUAUCUACAAGAAAGCUCUACCUGCUUUACCAAUAUCAAUUACCUUUGGACUUAUUUUCAACUUUGCCACUACUGAGCUGGUUAAACCAUUCAUGGACAGCUUGUCAAGUCAGCAGGCGUUCAUUUGAAUAUUUGGCACAAUAAUUAUCAUAAUUAUGUUUUGUAUUUGAAGCUGAAGAGGAAAAUUGCUAUUGAACUAGAAUUUGCUUAUUUUUGGGGGCCAUCUAUGUAAGUAAUAAGGCUGCAUUACGUGUAUUUCAAACAUUUUUUUUAAAAAAAAUAGCUGAAAAAAAUGAAAAAAGAAACACUGAUAUAUACACAUUUUCCUCCAUUCGUGAUAGAAAUUUCAUGUAAUUGUUUAAGUUGAAUUAUUUAAUAUGUACUUAUCUUGAACAAAGUUUCAUGGACAUUGCUCUUAGAAUCUUCUGACGAAUGGAAAUAAUGCAUCCAGCAUCAAAAUAAUGGAUUAUUCUGUAUUCACGACACAGGUGGUAUUUUCUAAAGUAAUUAUAAUGAUUAGAAUAAAACACACAACAAUUUUCCAUGAUGUUGC
This is a messenger RNA of Stylophora pistillata, 1942 nucleotides long. Its product is annotated as presenilin-1. Gene Ontology annotation, molecular function: aspartic endopeptidase activity, intramembrane cleaving. NCBI's taxonomy places the organism in Eukaryota, Metazoa, Cnidaria, Anthozoa, Scleractinia, Pocilloporidae. The record is from RefSeq and is a predicted model, not a curated record. Gene Ontology annotation, biological process: Notch signaling pathway; amyloid-beta formation; protein processing. Gene Ontology annotation, cellular component: membrane; gamma-secretase complex.